Molecule: messenger RNA, 822 nt
Organism: Dibothriocephalus latus
Lineage: Eukaryota; Metazoa; Platyhelminthes; Cestoda; Diphyllobothriidea; Diphyllobothriidae
Source: the annotation of a GenBank genome assembly
AUGAGUGCCAGAAAGUGCGCAAAUUAUCGUCGACUCAACGGCCUGCCGACUGAACUUCCAAAUGGGCCUGAUUUGCAGCAACAGGUUCCAACUCAGUACCAGUUACCUGCCUGGCGCAUGGUAAAUCGAUCUGCCCUACGAGCCCACUGUCAACGUCUUCUCUACUUCCUCGUCUUCUACGCCCUGCUUGCGGGCUUCUUCUUCUUUUACAUGAGUUGGUUCAUGUACUUUGAAGUGUCACGUGACUACCCCAAGCUCACCGGAGCCCACAGCGCCCUGGGCAUGAAUCCCGGCCUUGGCUAUGUGCCCCAUCCGGAUAUAUUUAACAGCCUAAUUCGCGUUCGAGCCCGCGACCCCGAGCGGCCCUGUUCAUAUGAUGUUAAUGCUGGCGGACCCUGCAACAUGGUCAAUGGUUUUGGCUAUGACACAGCCCAGCCCUGUUUUGCCCUGAAGAUGACCAACAUUUAUGGCUGGUUGCCGGACCCGAUAGACGGAGCGGACGGUGUGCUGGUAAAGUGUGAGGGCUAUGAUGAGGAUGAUACCGCCCACCUUGGAACCAUUCGUUAUUUCGACAUGGACUACAAGUUCUCUGCGAUCCCGCCGGGCAAAAAUCCCGGCAAGUUGGACAAUGGCACAUUUCGGUCCAUGUACUUUCCCUAUCGCAACCAACUGUGUUACCACCAACCACUGGUGUUUGUGCAAUUUGAUGGCAUCACGAGAUAUACCCUUAUUCGCGUUAGAUGUUACCUGAUUGCAAAGAAUAUUCAUGUUGACUUUGAACGUGGUGAGGGCAGUGUCUCAUUUGAAAUAAUUGAUGAUUAG